Balearica regulorum gibbericeps (East African grey crowned-crane) is the source of this 2220-nucleotide messenger RNA. The record is from RefSeq and is a predicted model, not a curated record. NCBI's taxonomy places the organism in Eukaryota, Metazoa, Chordata, Aves, Gruiformes, Gruidae.
AUGAAGGAGACGUGCGGUACUUCUAGGCGGCAAAACCAGCCUCAAAGGCAUUAUGGAAUUACAUCUCCGAUUAGCUUGGCUCCUCCUAAAGAUAUCGAUUCCAUUCAUACUCAGAAGUUGAUUGAAGCAAUGAAGCCUUUUGGAGUGUUCGAAGAUGAGGAAGAACUAAAUCAUAGGGUGGUGGUUCUUGGCAAGCUGAAUAACUUGGUCAAGGAAUGGAUUUCAGAACUUGGUGUGAGGAAGAAUCUUCCUCCUUCGACAAUAGAAAACGUGGGUGGCAAAAUACUUACAUUUGGUUCAUACAGACUUGGAGUACACACUAAAGGUGCUGAUAUAGAUGCUGUUUGUGUCGCUCCUAGACAUGUGGAAAGAUCGGAUUUUUUUCGGUCAUUCUUUGAAAAACUAAAAGAUCAAUCUAAGAUUGAAGAUGCAUAUGUACCAGUUGUCAAGUUUGAGUUUGAUGGCAUUGAGAUCGAUCUUGUGUUUGCCAGACUGUCUGUACAAACUGUGUCUGAUAAUCUUGAUCUUGGAGAUGACUCGUGCUUGAGAAGCCUGGAUAUAAGAUGUAUACGUAGCUUAAAUGGCUGCAGAGUUACCGAUCAAAUACUACAUCUAGUGCCAAAUAAAGAGAACUUCCGGCUCACGCUCCGUGCAAUUAAACUGUGGGCAAAACGUCGUAGCAUUUACUCCAACAUGCUGGGGUUUCUUGGUGGUGUUUCCUGGGCUAUGCUGGUGGCGAGAACUUGUCAGCUCUAUCCAAAUGCUUCGGCUUCUACUCUUGUUAAGAAGUUCUUCUUGGUUUUUUCAAAAUGGGAAUGGCCAAAUCCUGUAUUGCUGAAACAACCUGAAGAGAGCAAUCUUAAUUUACCAGUAUGGGACCCUAGGGUGAACCCAUCAGACCGAUAUCAUGUAAUGCCUAUCAUCACCCCAGCCUAUCCACAGCAGAACUCCACAUACAACGUGUCUACAUCAACACGAGCGGUAAUAGUGGAAGAGCUCAAACAUGGUCUUGCAGUUACAAAUGAGAUUCUCCAAGGAAAAGCGGACUGGUCAAAGCUCUUUGAACCACUGAACUUCUUCCAGAAAUACAAACAUUACAUUGUGCUGACUGCUAGUGCCUCUACUGAAGAGCAUCGCUUAAAAUGGAUUGGCCUAGUCGAAUCUAAAAUUCGUGUGCUGGUUGCAAACUUGGAGAGGAAUGAAUUUAUAACUAUUGCACAUGUAAAGCCACAGUCUUUCCCUGUCAAGGAAGAACUCCGUAAACAGAGUGGCUAUAAAACUAUGUGGUUUGUCGGGAUUGUAUUUAAAAAAGCAGAAAAUGCGGAAAGUGUUAAUAUUGAUUUAACACAUGUUAUACAGUCGUUCACUGAUACAGUUUAUCGCCAGGCGAAUAACAUCAGCAUAUUCAAAGAAGGAAUGAAGAUAGAAGUGUGUCACGUAAAAAGGAAACAACUGCACUAUUUUCUGCCUGUAGAAGCAUUACAGAAAAGGAAGAAGCAAACUGUUCCAGAUGUUAGUUCAAAAGAUAGUGUGGUUCAAUGCAAAAGGACUACGGAUGGAAGCUGUUCGGGUGGUCACAGAGACGUGGGCUCCAGGAUGCCAUAUAAUUCUUCUUCGUUAAAAAAGAUCUUCAGAUUAGAAGCUCCUGUAGCAGAGCUGGAAAGAAAUACUGUCUAUCAAAGACGCAAUAAUAAGGUACCUUAUACGGCCAUGCCAAGAGUGUCCAAGGGACUCUCCGUUCCUGCUAUGGAUUCAAAAAUGGAGGCUGCAGUUGCACUAAGAACAUCGGGACCUCCAGCUGGUUGCACUAUUCCAGGACAUAACGCAAUUUCUCAACUGAGAGGACAUUUUGUCCAAGGACAGCGUGAAUUAAGUGGGACUCCAUUUGCAGAUCCUAAGAAUGCUGUACCUACACAACCUUAUUUACCGCCUUUUAAAGGGCGUUUGCCUGCAUCAGAAGAAUGCCUCAAAAAACCAAUAGAUGGAGAAAGGUUAACUGGCCAGGAUUCAGCAUUCAAAGGUGGGGGCAAUCCAGAUGAUGUCAGGAGGAGAUCUACAGAAAAUGGUGUCCUUGGAGGAAAAUCCAUGCUGAUUCCAAUUAUCAACACAUCAAGAUCACAGAGGCUUUCCACUAAAGAACUACCGGAUUCAUCACCUCCUGUUCCAACGGAUAGCAUUCUUGUCGUUAAAAGAUCCAUCAAACUUACCCUUAAUGACUAA